Molecule: messenger RNA, 741 nt
Organism: Triticum aestivum (bread wheat)
Lineage: Eukaryota; Viridiplantae; Streptophyta; Magnoliopsida; Poales; Poaceae
Exons: 1
Coding region: 196-501 (101 amino acids)
Source: RefSeq, a predicted model, not a curated record
UCCAACUCCAAGCCAGUGCUCUUCGCUCUGGAAUCCUAUUCCUAGUUAAUGGCCGGCGGGUCAGGUCCGUGGUGACUAGCCACCGGUUAGCUAGCAGCGCCACCUUGAGAGCGUCGCCAUGGCAGGGGCGGAGGGACCGGCCGUGUAGCGGGCAGCGCGAGGCGGCUGGAGGAGUUAUCUGGAGGUCGAUCGACGAUGGUGGUGCACGUGGUGCUCCUCGCCGUGCCGGCGGUCGGCGGGUUCAUGCAGGCGUUCAAGUUCUCGGUCCUGCUCUGGCCGUUCAACAUCACGCUGCCGCUGCUCCGACACCUGCCGCGCGUCUGCCUCACGCUCAGGGCCGCCGCGGCGCACUACGACGCCGAGCUGCGCGCGUACCUCACCGGCCGCCGGAUGGUGCCGCUGCCGGAGCCGGGGUACUCGACCUUUCGCGGCGCGCAGAGGAGCACUCGUGAGCAGCUCGCCGCGCACGCCAUGAUCGCCCUCGUCGACAUCUCCUACUGAUGUCACGUAGCCAACAGCUUCUUGAUUCUGGCGGUGCUCUUCUUGGUUUGAUAGGUUGGUUCAGAGCUUUUUUUGGCGGUGCUCUUCUUGGUCGUAUAGGUUAGUUAUAAGAAUUUCAAUUGGAUCCUGCACAUAGCCACAUGGGUCUUCCAUUUCUCUUCGCCUGCAUUCGUCGGCUGCGUUCAUGAAUUUGUUGUGAUCUGUAUUCAUUUAUGAAAUGCAAAGAAGCUUAAAUUAGGA